UCUCCUGGGACUUAAGGCGGGAAGCGACGGUCCAGUUGGGCGGACUUGUGGGGCUGCUACCCACUCCGGCGCAGUGAGCUCAGCGCGCAGGGGAGGGACCUCGCUGCCACGAACCUCCAGAAGCCAACCGUUGGGAGGAGAGAGGAAAAAGCUCCGAGGGGUGCAUGUGCAGGGCAUACCUAGUUGUGCUGUCAGCCAAAGCGAACCAAGUUCAUCCUGUAAAGUCACAUGCCUGAAAUUACCGGGACAUAUUCAGAAACAUCUAAAAGAAAAAUACCUAAAGAUAGGAACUGAUAAAUGUUACCACCGUGGCAAGCAUAUAGAGUCAUGUCUGCUUCUUGUAAAAGACCAUGGUAUAUCAGAAGAGACACCAUGUGGAAUUCCUCAACAAGAUCAUUUUAUUGACAUGGAACAUAUAUUUGAUUCUAAUGAAGAGGCCUCCAGCUCAUCUCAAACUGUGGUGCUUCAGGGAUGUGCUGGGACUGGGAAAACAGCUGUGGUGCACAAGUUCAUGUUUGAUUGGGCAGCAGGAGUGGUGACUCCAGGCAGGUUUGACUAUCUCAUCUACGUCAACUGCAGAGAAAUCAGCCCUGUUGCCAACCUUAGUGCUGCUGACCUUAUCACUAACACUUUUCACACUUUUCAAGAUAUAAACAGACCAAUCUUGGACAUUUUUCUCAUAUAUCCAGAGAAGAUUCUGUUCAUUCUCGAUGGAUUUCCUGAGCUGCAGGACCCUGUUGGUGACCAAGAAGAGGAUCUCAGUGUUCACCCCCAGGAGAGGAAGCCAGUAGAGACUCUUUUGUACAGUUUUGUGAGGAAAAAACUGUUUCCCGAAUCCUCUCUCCUGAUAACUGCCCGGCCUACAGCCAUGAAGAAGCUCCACUCUCUGUUAAAACAACCUAUCCACGUAGAGAUCUUAUGGUUUACAGAUACUGAAGAGAGAGCAUAUGUACUGAGCCAGUUUUCAGGUGCUAAUACAGCAAUGAAAGUCUUUUAUGAUCUUCAAGAGAAUGAAGACCUUAACAUUAUUUCUUCUCUUCCCAUCAUCUCUUGGAUGAUACGCAAUGCCCUGCAGCCAAAGGGAGACAGUGAUGGGACUCUCUUGAGGUCACUUCAGACCAUGACUGAUGUGUAUUUAUUCUACUUUUCCAAGUGCCUGAAAACCCUUACAGGCAUCUCAGUAUGGGAGGGACAAAGUUGCCUGUGGGGUCUUUGCUCUUUGGCUGUGGAGGGUCUGCAAAACCAUCAGGUUUUGUUUGCGGUCAGUGACCUCAGAAGACAUGGGAUAGGAGUGUGUGAUACCAACUGCACUUUUCUCAGUCGCUUUUUGAAAAAGGCUGCAGGAGCUGUCGAUGUCUACACUUUUCUUCACUUCAGUUUCCAAGAGUUCUUGACUGUGUUUUCUAUGCCCUGAAGAAUGACAAUAGCUGGAUGUAUUCUUAUCAAGUGGGGAAAAUAUGGCAAGAAAUAUUCCAACAAUAUGGAAAAGGUUUUUCAUCACUAAUGAUACAAUUCUUAUUUGGCCUCUUACAUAAAGGAAAAGGAAAGAUGGUGGAAACUACUUUUGGAAGAAAAGUUUCCCCAGGACUUAGAGAGGAGUUACUGAAGUGGACUGAGGGAGAAAUAAAGGAUAAAUAUUCUACGUUACAAAUUGAGCCGAUGGACCUGUUUCACUGUUUGUAUGAGAUUCAGGAA
Callithrix jacchus (white-tufted-ear marmoset) is the source of this 1695-nucleotide messenger RNA. The record is from RefSeq and is a predicted model, not a curated record. NCBI's taxonomy places the organism in Eukaryota, Metazoa, Chordata, Mammalia, Primates, Cebidae.